Messenger RNA from Echinostoma caproni, 249 nucleotides. Lineage: Eukaryota; Metazoa; Platyhelminthes; Trematoda; Plagiorchiida; Echinostomatidae. The record is from the annotation of a GenBank genome assembly.
AUGAAGCGCCUAGUCCAAUCAAAGCAGAAGGUCGAAGUGGAGUUCGAGGAAACGGGCAGCGAUCAAACUGUCGAGGAAAAAGAGGCGGUCAAAGAGGCCUCAGGUAAACCUAUCAGAAGUGCCACCUUGAGCCAGGGAGAGCCUAGUGAGGGUGGGUGUUAUUCAAGUACUAUGGCAGUAAUCCCCGAAGCUGUUCUACCAGCUGGAACUGCUGACAAACCAGUGGAGGGGAAGAAGAAGAAAACAUAG